Molecule: messenger RNA, 3807 nt
Organism: Pseudozyma flocculosa PF-1
Lineage: Eukaryota; Fungi; Basidiomycota; Ustilaginomycetes; Ustilaginales; Ustilaginaceae
Exons: 2
Coding region: 1-3807 (1268 amino acids)
Biological process (GO): endocytosis; actin cortical patch localization; actin filament organization
Cellular component (GO): actin cortical patch
Molecular function (GO): phosphatidylinositol binding; ubiquitin binding
Source: RefSeq, a predicted model, not a curated record
AUGAAGCGACUCUUCAAACCCAAGGACGCCAACGUCAUCACGCCGCUGCCACUGGGGGACGAGUCGCGGGACCCGCCCCAGCUGCAGCAGAGAGACUACCUGCCCCCCUCCCCGUCGCCCUUUCCUUCCGACUACGACUUCCGCGCCGGUCAAGGGGCGCAGCCGGGCUUCCCGCCCGACGCCGAGUCGACCCCCUCCUCUCGGAGGCAGCAGCAACGACACAGCUCGCACCAGCCUCCCAUCCGUUCGCCGUACAGCAACCCUCCCCUGCAGUCGCAUCGCUCGCGUGACCCGCUUCAGCAGCCAUCGGCCUUUCCCGCCCCCCAAUUCUCGCCCAGCGGCCGUCCGCAGUCGUACCAGCUGUUCGAUGCAGGGCCUCAGCCGCGGCCACACGACGGAGGCCGACAACCCUUCCAGCAGCACCAGCACCAUCCCUCGGCGCCGAGCAACUAUCCCGUCUCACCACGCGGGCAUCCUGCGGCCACCUUGGUGGGCACGCCGACGGGGAACGGGCCUGCUGGCCGCUCGAGGGUUGUCGGCCAAGCAGAGACGGCCGCGGAUGCCUGGCCCUCACGCCGCCAGUCGAGCUCUGGUCAUGCCAGUGGCGCAGUCGACAGCGACAGGGACACCGACAGCGACGAUGAGUCGGCCUAUCGGCAAUCGCGGGUCCUCAAUAGCCUGGUGCCCAGAACGACGAAUCACGCCGCAAUCGGUGCGGAUCCGGACGUCGCGAUGUCCGGCAGCGGCCACGGUGGCCACGGUUCCGGCUCCUCGGGCCACGCUCGCAUGGAGAACUCCUCGUCGGGAAUGCCAGGCAGGGCGUCGCAGCCGAUGGGUCCACACCAUUCCAACCAGGGUAGCGUGGCAUCGCGGACCUCUGUCGAACGCCCGCCGUGGAACUCGGCAGAGGGCCGACCACCGUCGAGCCUGCAGCGGGAACGCAGCACGGGAGAGGGCGAGGGCGUCGCACGGCGUGGGGCGCUGGGCAUGCGGAGAUGGAGGAGCACCCGCAAACAGCGCGACCAGGCCAGCGUCGGCGGCGAGGGCGUGACGGACGGAUACCUGGACCAGCCAGACGGCGAGGCGCAGCCACAGAGAAGCAGUUGGCGCUUUGGUCGCGCCGGCGGUGGCGGUGGCGGCAGCGGCCCGACACCGGCGGCCUAUCCCGUCUAUGCCGGUCAAGGAGAAGAAGGUCCAGAGACGCUUCUCUCCGUCGGCUCCACAGGCUCGCGCGACCGGCGACUCGACCCCGCAGAACCGUCGGCCGACCGGAAAAAGGGUAGAGCCAAAGGCCCCAAGAAGCUCUUUGGCUUCGGCAGUGACGGCAAGGAAUCCAAAGGACCCGCCGCCCGCGUCAAUGGGGCCCCAGCGGCAGGCCCUGAAGCGGAGGAUCGAGGCGACGUGCCCUACCACAGCUACGCUCCGGAUGCCCGGCCGGACCUCUUGACGGCGCAACACGGCGAGCGCCUGGAACGCAGUCUCCCGCCCACGCCCAGCUCACCGCAGCCCGCGGCCGCGGCUUCGUCGUCGGCGUCGUCGUCGCGCAAGGACCACUGGUACGACCGCAAGGCCAAAAAGAAGGGCAACAAGCUGAGCAAGGAGGCAGAGCGGGAGCUCGAGGGCAUCGUCACCGCAAAGGUGGGCUGGCUCUGCGCACAGCAGACGGCGGCCGACGACUGGGAGGUGGUGCUUUCGCUGGCCGAGGCGGUGAGCUACUCGGAGGCGGCGAGCAAGGAGGCGGCCCGGGCGCUGCGCAAGGAGUUCAAGUACGGCACGAUGCCCGCGCAGAAGCGCGCCGCCAGGGUGUGGGCGGUGCUCACGAUGAACUCGAGCGACCGCUUCAAGCUGCAGAUUGCCUCGAAGCGGUUCCUGGACGUCGUCGAGGAGACAAUCUCGUCGCCAAAAACGCCGCUCAGCGUCAAGGAGACGAUGCUGCGGGUGCUCGGCGUGCUCGCGUACGAGUUCCGCACCGACUCGGAGCUCAGCAGCGUCACGCGAUGCUGGAACAAGGUCAAGCCGAGCGAUCGGCCCAUCGGCGGAGAGGCGCUGAGCCCGGACCUUGAGGAGUUUUCGUUGGCUGGCGGCGGCGGCGGCGGCGGCGCCAACGAGGUGCAGCCCAGCUUUGCCCGGCAGGCAUCGAACCACGAACAAUGGCAGCCCCGAUCAGGUGCGAUGAUGGCCGACAUGGCGGCGGCGGACGCAGAUGCCCCACCACCCUUGCUUCGGCCGCACAUGGAUCGCAAUCACGCCUCCUUCGACCGCCGUCAUGCUGCACCCUCGCACGCUUCUGGACCAACAGCUGCGGCGGCGAGGACGACGACCGCUCUGCCGCCGAUGCAGCCCUUCGACCGCCACCCGGCAGACGUGCCGUCGCCAGGCUCGUUUGGCGCCAUGCCGACCCUCGACGCCGAUGUCCGCAAGCUGCACGAAGAGUGCCAGAUUGCCCGCAGCAACGCCAACGUGCUCAUCGAGACGAUGCUCAACGAAGGCAUGCGCCCAGACACGCUCGAGCUGAUCGACGAGUUCCACCGCAAGGCCGUCGACUCGCAGGAGUUCCUCAUGUCGCAGGUGCCGUGGGCAAGCGCCCAGGCGGACCGGUCCAGGGACGCCCCCGAUCAGGAGCGGGCGGCCACGGGCGCUGCGCCGCCGUCGGAGUCGACGUGGCAGGAGCGCCUCCUGUCGGACCUACUGGAGUCCCAUGGCAGGUGCGUCGAGGCGGCCAGGAUGGUCGACGAGGCGCGCCAGCAGGCCGAGGCGGAUGAGGAGGAGCGGCGGGUGACGGAGCUCAGCAAGGUCGAGGUGAGGGUGGACCGCAGCGCCCUGGUCGAGGAUGCCGAGACGGGUGAGCUCUACUACAACUCCAACAGCGGCGCUGGACGUCGCCACGCUGCGGACGACAGGGCGGGAGCUGCCAUGGGCGGCACCAGCAGCGGCGGCAGCGGCAUCAAUGGAGCAGGCUACCUCGGUGCUGGGCCGGCAGAGUCCUCGGGUUCGAGAUCGCCGUCUCCAUACCAUGCCAUGGGUGCCGCUGGAUCGUCGGCUGGCGGAAGCGGCGGCAGGCUAUCCCAGUCGUCGGCAGCCUUGCCGUCGAUGGCACUGCCCACAUCGCCGACGCCGUCGCAGCAGGCCGCCUUUGCAUCGUCGCCGCUGCCACACCAGCAGCCGAGGGUCUCUCGGCCCCUGCCCGUCCCCGGAUCAGACAGGUCGUCUAGCCACGGCCACGAUCGGCAGUCGGCGACUUCGCAGGCGUCGUACGCAGCCAGCAGCUCGGCUGGGUCGAUCAAUGGCGCCAGCGGCGGUGACGCCGAGUCUGCGGCCCAUUCUCGGCAGGCGUCGAGCGCGUCUUCGCUGGCGUUUGCGUCUCGCAACCCGUACGCCAGCCUGGCCCCGUCGUCGGUCAGCGCCGAGGCGGCGGUGGCGGCAGCAGCGACGGCGGGAGGCGCGGCGACCAACCCAUUUGCCCGGGCCGGCGACAUCGACGUGGACCCGCUGGCGCUGCGGAUCGGCAGCGCCUUUAACCUGGGCCCCUCGCCGCCGUCGUCGAACAUGGCGCCACCAACGCGCCCGACGAUCAACACGGGUGCGCCUCAGCCGCACCCGCCGCCGCUGCCGCCGCAUCCCCGGACCCGCGGACAGGCCGAGUCGACGGACAGGCCACGGCAGCGGCAUGGCGGUCACGACAACGGCGGCGACGACCGCGGCGACGACGACGACGAUGACGAUGGCGACUCGAUCCUGACGCCCAUUGUGCCGUCGGAAAAGGCGCUGGGCAAGCGGCGCCAGGUGAGCGUGCGUCUGUCGGAAUAA